AUGGCCUCAGAGCUCCAGGUAGAGGGACCUGUCUCAUUCCAGGCCCUGCCAAAGCAGAAGGGCCGCAGCAGGGGGGAGGUGCCACCGCCUGUGCCCUUCCGGCACUUUGACCAGAGGAGGAGGUCCAGCAGUAGUGAAGACGAGGUAGAGGAAGAGGUGGUGGCCAGGGUACAGCUCCACACCGACCCGUCUGAACCACAGAGGGAGAAGGAGAGCUGGGGUGCCAUGGGGAAGGGGGCAGAGAAGGGGGAGAGGGGAGGCCCGGCUGGGAGUGUGCCGGGGCAGCCUCGCGGUUUGGGGGAGGGGGCCAGCUUGGAGAGCUUGGAGAACAUCCAGUCAGACAGCACCAGCGUAACCAAGGAGGACCCCCCUCCUUCUUCAAAGCCUGCUCCUGCAUCCUCCUCCACCUCUUCUAACUCCUCUCACAGACACUGGGCACCUCCUAAAGGAUUUUGGAGGGUAGCACGCCCAGAGACUCUGGUUCUGAAUAGGGUGAGCACUCAGUCUACUGUGGGCACUCAGACUACAAUGCCCAUACUCUCGUCUUUUGUACGUCUGAAGGAUGAACCCCCUGCGAAUGCCACCUUCUCAGGGCCCCAGAGUAAGUCAAGACUGGCUUCUGUGGAUUCUGUAGACGAGGACAGGGACGAGAGUGAAGGGUGUUGGAACAUGCUGCGUUCGGACAGCCUGGACUGCUACCUGGAGAGGUGUGAUAAGAAAGAAGCGAAGGAGCCUAUGGAUCCCGUGGGGGGGCUGAGGAGGGCGGAGAGCUGGGAAAGUGUGUGCUCGCAGGAAGGGACGCUUUCGCUGGGGGAUACAGUGGAGGCCAACCAGAGAGCAAGAGGGCGGUCAGUGAACAGACGAAGGAACACCAAGAGAGGAGAGGAGAAAGGCGGCGUGGACAUCCCAUACCUCUGUGUUGACCUGAUAGACAAGAGAGAUGGUAUGAAGUUCCAGUUUAGAAAAUGCAUCUUGGUACACCUUGUUGUAAAACAGUCCGGGUACUUCAAGAGCUCACACUUCAACCCUGAGGAACUUCCUCUGAGCCCCAGACAUGAGCAGGCCAUGCUCCUGCUGGAGAGGGCUCGGUUAAAAGCCCGCUUCAAUCACGCCAAAGGGGAACGCCCUCAAACCCGCCGCUCCCAUUCUGCCCAGAGAUACAACCCUUAUUAUUAUUAUUUUAUACAGUGUUUAGUGUGUUUCCCUGUUCUAUCCAGCAAGAGGCAGCAGUCUGGGAUUGAGUCAGCACUGGUCCAAAAAGCUGUGGCUGUUAAACCCAAGGAAGAGCUGACAGCCCCUCCCUCAUCAGGUCCACUCCUGGUCCCACAAAGCAGAGAACUCUCCCCUGGGGGGCAUAAUCGUCGGUAUGGUAACUCACCCACAAGGGUGCGGUUUGAGGAUGAAUCAGAGAAGGAGGCAGAGUCUCGCUACCUGGAUCGGGUGAGGGAGCGUGGGCGGGCCACGGGACAGAAAUCCAAGGGCACUCUGGAAAAGAAGGCGGAGUCUAGCAUAAGCAUUACAGGCCUUAAUCCAAGACUGGAGGAUGUUGGUUUCACGAACGCUGCAUCUACCCAGGUAACAGAGGUAGUGGUGGUGUUGAGGAAAUGUGAGGCUUGUGGAUCCAUUCUUAGGGAUCCUCCAGUGCCCGAACCAGAGACUCAGUCCGGCAAUGCGGAGGAGAAUCAAGGCAGGAAGGUCUCUCGCUAUGGCCCCCCAGCCCAAUCAGACGGGAUCCCCCAACCAGAUCAGCCCAGCAGCAUCCACCCCAAAGCGGCUGGGGUCACCUUCGGUGAGGUCCUGAUUCUGGGAGAGGAUAAAGAGGGCGGGGCCGGGGGUGGAGUGGGGGAGAGGUCCUCCGGUUUUGGGAAGUUGAGGAGGCGCAGCAGGAAGGGAGAGAGCCGGCUGAAACGGGUCGGCUCGGGACAUGGCCCCUAUGGUGCCUCGUGGGCCCACCGUCGAAACUCCAACCCCAGAAACAGGGUCAACGUGUGCAGGCGAGCCGUCACCUUUGCUCUAGGCAGUCCUGUAGCUCUGGACCGCCCUCUGGUGGGAGCCUCCGGAAACAGCAGCCCCAAGGAUAGUGACGCCCCCACCCCGCCACUGCCCAUUAAGUCAGCUCUGAAGUCAGGCUGCAAGAGCAGGGCGAGUGGGCAGCGUGUGGUAAAGCUCCUGCCCUCGGUUCAGUAUCACCACAUCAACCUGGAUGAGGGAGCAGGGGGAAGCCCACAGCAUGACCUCAUCACCACAGAGCAUCAUGGGGAGGGUCCUAUCUCUGCCCCCUCAGGGUCUCCCCCUAACGCCGCCUUAGUCCCCUGCAUCCGACCAUCGUCCCUCAGGUACUCCCCUGCAAGGAUCACCCCUGACCUCCCCCCUGCGGAACUCUGGGAAACUGCUGCAGAUGGAGCUGGUCUGGCGCUGAGCGGAGACGUGUGUCGAGAUCUGCUGGUGGCUCUUCCAGAGUGCCGCCCUGCGCUGCGCUGCUUGGGCGUGUCCCGAGCAGAGGACCUGAGGGCAGAGUUAUUGAGAGCGGAGCACCUGAAGGCAGAGGCUCAGUGGGAGGAUGGCCAAGAGGGGGCUCGGAGGUCUAUGGCAGAGCGGGACGGCAGACCCAAGCUAUCUCUGCGACGGUUCUUCUCCUCCAUCGGGCUGCACAGUGUGGGCAGGCUGGUGAAGGGAGGGCGCUCCAGCAGCAUGGAACAGCUCAGCAUCUCAGCGCCGCGGGCCAGCUCCGCCUCACCCAGCCCCACCCACAGCCCUCACACCAACACCCGCCUGCAGAGGACCCCCUCACUACAGGCCCUGCACACAGUGUCCCCACUGGCCCAGCUUCGGAAAGCCUCCUCUGUGCAGAGUCUGGAGAGGAGAGUGGAGCGUUCUACCAUUCUGGGAGAGGUGUCUGUGCCUAACAGCCUGGCACCCAGGAUGAUCCAGAGAGCCCUGAGCGUGGAAGAUGUGUUAGCCCCUCGAGUGGUGCGUCCCAUGGGUCCAAUGGGUAGGGUCGUCCAGGCCUUCCCUGAUGGGACCCUCUGGUUGGAGCUCACCAGACCCCCUAACGGCCCUUUUGGGUUCGUCAUCUCACGGGGCAAAGGUCGACCGGUCACAGGUGUGUACGUGGAGCAGGUAGGGGACGGUACUGAGGAGGGCCUGUACUCUGGGCUCCUGGGUGUUGGGGAUGAGAUUCUGGAGGUGAACGGGGAGACAGUGGCUGGACUGACCCUGGAUCUGGUGACACGCCUCAUGACCCGUGACAGCACUGCCUCUAUCCGUGUCCUGCCACACCGUCGGAACCAUCGCUAAGCAAUGGAAUAUUCCAUUAUUAAUUUCAAUGAAAAAACACACUGGAUACUGCGCCAUGAUGAUGUCAUGACGAAAAUGUGAGAAUGGAAAUAGGCAUAAAGAGAUAUUUUAACUCAGGGAGAACAAAAGGAAGGACAUAACACAUCUCCUUUUCUAUUAUUAGGCCUAAUCUUUGAAGAUUCAGGCAAAUGUUUGUGAAUCAAAACAGAUAAAACAAAGCAUAAAGAAAAUGUUGCCCUGAAGAUGCAAGUGAGAUGAUCGACAGUGCCUUCAGAAAGUAUUCAUACCUCUUGACUUAUUCCACAUGUUGUUGCUGCAGCCUAAAUUCCAAAUGGAUUAUAUUGAUUUUAUUUUCUCACCCAUCUACACACAAUACCCCAUAAUGACAAAGUGAAAUCAUGUUUUUAGAAAAUGUUCCUAAUUUAUUGAAAUUGAAAUACAGAAAUAUCUUAUUUACGUAAGUAUUCACAACCCUGAGUCAAGAUAUGUUAGAAUCACCUUUGGCAAUGAUUACAGCUGUGAAUCUUUCUGAGUAAGUCUCUAAGAGCUCUGCACACCUGCAUUGUACAAUAUUUGCACAUUAUUCUUUAAAAAAUUAUUCAAGCUCUGUCAAGUUGGUUGCUAGACAUUUUCAAGUUUUGUCAUAGAUUUUCAAGUAGAUUUAAGUCAAAACUGUAACUAGGCCACCCAGGAACAUUCACUGUUGCCUUGGUAAGCAACUUGGUAAGUGUAUUGUUGGCCUUGUGGUUUAGGUUAUUGUCCUGCUGAAAGGGGAAUUUGUCUCCCAGUGUCUGUUGGAAAGCAGACUGAACCAGGGUUUCCUCUAGGAUUUUGCCUGUGCUUAGCUCUAUUCCAUUUAUUUUUAUUUAUAGAAAACUCCCUAGUCCUUGCCUAUGACAAGCAUACCCUUAACAUGAUGCAGCCACCACUAUCCUAGAAAAUAUAAAGUGAUGUGUCGUAUUGGAUUUGCACCAAACAUAACACUUUGUUUUCCGGACAUAAAGUUAAUUGCUUUGCAACAUUUUGGGGUAGUUUUACAUUAGUGCCUUAAUGCAAAAAUGAUGCAUGUUUUGGAAUAUGUUUAUUCUGUACAGGCAUCCUUCUUUUCACUCUCAAUUAGGUUGGUAUUGUAGAGUAACUACAAUGUUGUUUAUCCAUCCUCAGUGUUCUCCUAUCACAGCCAUUAAACUCUGUAACUGUUUUAAAGCCACCCUUGGCCUCAUGGUGAAAUCCCUGAGAGGUUUCAUUCCUCUCCGGCAUCUGAGUAAGAAAGGACGCCUGUAUAUUUGUAGUGGCUGGGUGUAGUGACUGGGUGUAUUGACUGGGUGUAUUGACACACCAUCCAAAGUGUAAUUAAUAACUUCAACAUGCUCAAAGGGAUGUUCAACGUCUGAUGUUUUUUUUACCCAUCUAUCAUUUGGUUCCCUUCUUUGCAAGGCAUUUGAAAACCUACUUGGAAUUUGUGGUUGAAUUUGUGUUUGAAAUGCAUUGCUCGACUGAGGGACCUAACAGAUAAUUGUACGUGUGUGGCACAGAGAUGAGGUAGUCAUUCAACAAUAAUGUUAAAUGCUAUUGCACACAGGGUGAGUCCAUGCUACUUAUUAUGUGACUUGUGCUGUUAAUUAAGAACAUUUUUACCCCUGAGCUUAUGUAGGCUUGCCAUAACAAAGGGGUUGAAUACUUAUUGACUCAAGACAUUUCAGCUUUACAUUUUUUGUGAAUUUGUAAAAAUGUCUACAAACAUAAUUCCACUUUCACAUUAUGGGGUAUUGUGUGUAGGCCAGUGACACCAAAUCUCAAUUUAACCCAUUUUAAAUUAAGGCUGUAACACAACAAAAUGUGAAAAAGGGGUGUAAUUUCUUUCUGGGGUGUGAAUUCUUUCUGAAGGCACUGUAAAUAAAGACUGUAUAAUGAUUAUUGUGCGUUUCACAAUAAAUAGCCUAUUGUGUCAAAGG
Oncorhynchus kisutch (coho salmon) is the source of this 5252-nucleotide messenger RNA. RefSeq lists its product as uncharacterized. Gene Ontology annotation, molecular function: protein binding. Gene Ontology annotation, biological process: establishment or maintenance of cell polarity; centrosome cycle; regulation of cellular localization. The record is from RefSeq and is a predicted model, not a curated record. Lineage: Eukaryota; Metazoa; Chordata; Actinopteri; Salmoniformes; Salmonidae. Bases 1 to 3297 code for a protein of 1098 amino acids. Gene Ontology annotation, cellular component: cell cortex; nucleus; apical plasma membrane. The transcript is spliced from 8 exons.